AUGUCAGCUGCUGAAGAAUUUUUUGAUUUAUUUGAUCGAAAACCUGCUAUUGACAAUACAUCUGAUGAAGGACAAGAAUUGGUUGACUUUCGUGGUGAUAUCAAAUUUGAUCAAGUUAAAUUCAUCUAUCCAACUCGGCCAACAUCUAUUAUUCUUAACAAAUUUCAAUUUAAUAUCAAACCAGGCCAACGUGUGGCUCUUGUUGGUGCAUCUGGAUGUGGUAAAUCAACAGUAAUUCAACUAUUAGAACGAUUCUAUGAUGUCACUAGUGGUCAACUUCUGCUUGAUGGCGUUGAUAUUCAACAAUUAAACAUUCAUUGGGUUCGGUCUCAUUUGGGUCUUGUCAGUCAAGAACCAGUUAUGUUCGAUUUAACAAUUGCUGAAAAUAUAGCAUAUGGUUUAGAAAAUGUUCCAGUAGAAGAUAUUAUCAAUGCAGCGAGUAGAGCUAAUAUUCAUCAAUUUAUUCACCAAUUGCCUCAGGGCUAUGGAACAAAAGUAGGAUUGAAAGGUACUUUUCUGUCAGGUGGUGAGAAGCAACGUAUUGCUAUAGCUCGAGUUCUUAUUCGUCGACCUAAAGUACUGCUCUUAGAUGAAGCUACAAGUGCCAUGGAUUCACAUAAUGAACAUCUUAUACAAGAAACUCUUGAACAAGCUCAAACAGAAGACCCUAGUCGAACAACACUCAUUAUUGCACAUCGUUUUUCAACUGUUCGUUCGUGUGAUUUGAUUUGUGUCCUUGAUAAAGGACAUAUAGUGGAAAGUGGUACUCAUACAGAAUUGAUAAAACAACGUGGAGCUUAUUACAAAAAUGCUUCCUCAAAACAAUUUACAAUAAUUAGUAGUGAAAUAUUUUGA
Rotaria sp. Silwood1 is the source of this 855-nucleotide messenger RNA. Lineage: Eukaryota; Metazoa; Rotifera; Eurotatoria; Philodinida; Philodinidae. The record is from the annotation of a GenBank genome assembly.